AUGCAAUGGCUUUUAUCUAAGUUGGCAUCAGCAGAGAGAUCUGGUUCCACCUUCCGGGAGAACUUGCUUGAACCAGAUGAAGAAAGGACGUUAUUAGAUGCAUCAGUUGAAUUCACUACUGAGAAAAGUGGAAUGGAGGUGAUGUGCAAAUUGUUGACAUCAAACAAGUAUGAGUGGACUAAUGCCGCACGGUUGAUAUCAGUAUUGAAAACUCCUUUGUUGCGGCUGUGCACCAGGUACCUUCUGCAAGAGAAGAAGAGAGGAAAGGCCCUAGAUUCAGUUGCAAAUUUCCACCUACAGAAUGGAGCCAUGGUUGGAAGACUUAACUGGAUGGCAGAUCGAUCAGAAAAGGGCCUUAGUCAAAGUGCAGGAAUUAUGGUAAACUACAUCUAUAAGCUGGAAAAUAUUGAAGAAAAUGCGCAGUCAUAUUUCAGCAAAGGGCAUAUCCAAGCUUCCUCCGAGGUCCGUGACAAUGUUGAGAAGCAACAUGAAGAAAAUAUGGAUUAG
Molecule: messenger RNA, 507 nt
Organism: Ilex paraguariensis (yerba mate)
Lineage: Eukaryota; Viridiplantae; Streptophyta; Magnoliopsida; Aquifoliales; Aquifoliaceae
Source: the annotation of a GenBank genome assembly